Messenger RNA from Manihot esculenta (cassava), 2151 nucleotides. Its product is annotated as probable indole-3-acetic acid-amido synthetase GH3.1. The record is from RefSeq and is a predicted model, not a curated record. The coding region runs from base 87 to 1883 and encodes 598 amino acids. The transcript has 3 exons. Gene Ontology annotation, molecular function: acid-amino acid ligase activity. NCBI's taxonomy places the organism in Eukaryota, Viridiplantae, Streptophyta, Magnoliopsida, Malpighiales, Euphorbiaceae. Gene Ontology annotation, cellular component: cytoplasm.
AAGACCAAAACAACAACACAGCAUCUCCUCUUCUCCUUGCUUGUUAUACCCAUCUCUCUAUAGCUCUCUUUGAUUUUGUUUUGAUCAUGGCCGUUGAUUCAGGUCUAUCAUCCCCACUGGGUCCCCCUGCAUGUGAGAAGGACGCAAAGGCUCUUCAGUUCAUUGAAGAGAUGACAAGGAAUGUAGACUCGGUACAGGAGAGGAAUCUCGCAGAGAUACUGCGUAGGAACUCUGAGACUGAAUAUCUUAAGCGAUUUCAGCUCCAAGGAGCAACUGAUCGAGACAACUUCAAGGCCAAAAUCCCUGUGGUCACUUACGAGGACAUACAGCCUGAGAUUCAGCGUAUAGCCAACGGUGACCGCUCUGCCAUCUUUUCUGCUCAUCCUGUCUCUGAGUUUCUCACUAGCUCUGGUACUUCUGCUGGUGAGAGAAAACUGAUGCCAACAAUUCAAGAAGAGUUGGAUCGUCGCCAGUUAUUGUACAGUCUUCUCAUGCCUGUCAUGAAUCUAUAUGUGCCAGGUUUGGACAAAGGGAAGGGUCUGUAUUUCUUGUUUGUGAAGGCUGAGACAAAGACUCCUGGUGGGCUCUUGGCACGUCCGGUACUCACAAGCUACUACAAGAGUGAGCACUUUAAGAACAGGCCAUACGACCCUUACAACGUUUACACCAGCCCCAACGAGACCAUUCUCUGCGCUGACUCCUUCCAGAGCAUGUACACACAAAUGCUCUGUGGACUCAUUAUGCGAGAAGAAGUCCUCCGAGUUGGUGCAGUUUUCGCCUCUGGCCUUCUCAGAGCCAUCAGGUUCCUUCAGAUCAACUGGAAGCAACUCGUCGGAGAUAUCUCCUCCGGCACAUUAAACCCUAAAAUAACUGACCCUUCAGUAAGGGAAUGCAUGACCAAAAUCUUGAAACCUAACCCAGAGCUCGCUGAGUUCAUUACAAAUCAAUGCUCAGAAGAGAACUGGGAAGGUAUUAUCACAAGAAUUUGGCCCAAUACAAAAUAUUUAGACGUCAUUGUUACAGGAGCUAUGGCCCAGUAUAUUCCCACGCUUGAAUAUUACAGUGCUGGGUUGCCCAUGGCUUGCACCAUGUAUGCUUCCUCUGAGUGCUACUUUGGGUUAAACUUAAAACCAAUGAGCAAGCCAUCUGAGGUUUCUUACACAAUCAUGCCAAAUAUGGCUUACUUCGAGUUCUUGCCUCAUGAACCCUCAGCUCCAGCACCCUCCCGUGACUGUCCUCCACGUCUUGUGGACCUUGCUGACGUUGAAGUUGGCAAAGAAUACGAACUGGUUAUCACUACAUAUUCUGGUCUAUACAGGUACCGAGUUGGUGACAUCCUCCGAGUCACUGGUUUCUACAACAAAGCUCCACAAUUUCGGUUCGUAAGGAGAAAAAAUGUCUUAUUGAGCAUUGACUCGGACAAAACCGAUGAGGCUGAGUUGCAAAAGGGUAUUGAAAAUGCUUCUAUAUUGUUACGUGAGUUCAACACCAGUGUUGUUGAGUACACUAGCUACGCAGAUACCAAAAGAAUCCCAGGCCACUACGUGAUAUACUGGGAGUUGCUUGUUAAAGAUCCAGCCAAUUCACCAACUGAGGAGGUUUUGAACCAGUGUUGCCUAGCCAUGGAAGAGUCAUUGAACUCAGUCUACAGGCAAGGGCGAGUAGCUGACAACUCAAUCGGGCCACUGGAGAUAAGAGUGGUAAAAAAUGGCACCUUUGAGGAGCUCAUGGAUUACGCAAUUUCAAGGGGUGCAUCCAUUAACCAGUACAAAGUGCCAAGGUGUGUCAGCUUCACACCCAUCAUGGAACUGCUAGACUCCAGAGUAGUAUCAAAACAUUUUAGCCCAUCACUGCCACAUUGGACCCCAGAACGACGCCGUUGAGUACAUGGCGGCAAAGAAAAAAGAAUUGCAGAUUAAAAAAGGGAAAAAAAAAAAAGAUUAAAAAGCCAUCCUUGGGAAGAUAACUCAGUGACAGCAACUACUCUCUAUGUAUGUCUGUCUCUUUUUCAUUAAGUUAGCUUUUAAAAGCGUCUUUUGAAAUUGCACAACGGUCUGUAUUGUGUUUGUGUAAUAAGUUCAUAUAAUCUGUACUGUGCAUGAUGUAGUUGUCCAUUUGAUGUUUGUUUGUCCAUUGGAAUCCUUUGCUCUC